Molecule: messenger RNA, 1710 nt
Organism: Frankliniella occidentalis (western flower thrips)
Lineage: Eukaryota; Metazoa; Arthropoda; Insecta; Thysanoptera; Thripidae
Gene: shu
Product: inactive peptidyl-prolyl cis-trans isomerase FKBP6
Exons: 8
Coding region: 136-1473 (445 amino acids)
Molecular function (GO): protein binding; peptidyl-prolyl cis-trans isomerase activity
Source: RefSeq, a predicted model, not a curated record
CUCGGUAUUCGUUGUCCCCACACAUUGCUGCAAGUGCGUGCCCAAGCUAGUGUGUGAUAGGGAAGGCCAAACGCUGGUUUUUGUACUUAGAAGAAAAGAUUCCGACAGUAUUGUGCGUAUCAACCUUCUCUCGCCAUGGCGCUCGGAGAUGCUAAAAUCGAACUCUCUGAAGGAAUCAAGUUGAGUGAUCUUCUUGGUGGGGGAGACGUUACCUUCACCGUGAAGGACCUAGGCAAUGAGGAUGAUCCAACAGAUUUCCAGACAGCUGAAGAUGUGUUUGAUCCAGAUGCACUCAUAGACAGUGCCAACUUUGAUACAGUAACUGUACCAGAUGGAUUUGAAAAUAGCACGCCAUUUGAAACUUUGAAAGAGAGAAUGACUGAUGUUCACCCGAAUGGACUGGUGAAGAAAAGAAUUAUUAGAGAGGGAAUUGGAGAAAUUAUUUCCCCUAAUGCCUUAGUCCGUCUUCACUACGAGGGUUAUAUGGAAUUCAAUGAGGUCCCGUUCGACUCCACCCUCCUUCGUGGCCAAUCAGCUGAAUUUGUCUUGGGCUGCUCUGGUAUGAUACCAGGGUUGGAUAUGGGAGUUGCCACUAUGAGGAGUCGUGAGAAGGCAGAGUUUAUUCUUCAGCCGUCUGUUGCAUUUGGUGCAAUAGGCUGUCCUCCACGUAUCCCUCCAAAUUCAGAAGUUUUAUUUGUUGUUGAAGUGAUGAACUGGAAAGAAGGGACAGAGGCUGCAAUCGCUCAAGCUACAGCCAACACCAAAGGAGAGAAAUCAUGGGAUGUGUGCAAAAGUGCUGUCUCUGCUUUGUUGAAGGAGGGUAUUACUCUCUACAAUGAGAGGAGGUUCCAUGAAAGCAAGAUCAGGUUGCAGAAAGCCAAAAAUAUUCUUGCCAAAUGUCACCUGAAAAAUGAGGAAGAGGAAGAAGAGUUUUACAAACACAUGUUUAAGGUUUCCCUUAACUUGGCAAUAGUUUUCAACGAACUGCAUGGCAAUGCAAGCUUUGCACCAUCUGCAAUCAUUCAUCUCAAAGAGGCUGAUAAAAUUCAACCUAAUAAUCACAAAGUUCAUUGCCAGUGGGGCAAAGCACUUAUGUCUUUAGGAGAUUUAGAAAGAGCAAAGGAACAUCUUUUGAAAGCAAUGAGAAUCAAGAAUGAUGACAAAACUAUUCAUGAUACUUUGAAUAAGUUGGAACAGAAAAUUAAGAAAGAAAAAGAAACUGAGAAAGAAACAUGGAGAAGGGCCUUCAAUCCUGAAUCAAAAGUGGUUGAAGAAAAGGCUCAGGAAGAAAUGUCUCCAGAGGCUCAAGAAAUGCUUGCAACUCUUGAAAAGUUUAGUGCUGAUCCUGAUCAGUCCAUGAUGAUUUUACCUGCUGGAUUUACUCCUAAGGAAAGAGAACUCUUUAAAUCUCUUGCAGAAAAGCUCAAUUUAAGUUUUGCAAUCCGAGGGAGUUCUAUUUCUAUCUCUAAGUAAGAAUUCAAAGCUGAAAAUCAUUGCCAUCUGACAUGCCAUCGCCAUCCAUCCAUUUUAUUUAUUAAUUUUUUUAUAUCUUAACAAAUGUUAAUGACUUAUUGUCCUGUGCCUUAAUUUUUUAAAAGGUGUUUAAUGUCAUUCUUUUUACAAGACAUAGUUAUUUUGUUGUAGAACUACCUGUAUGAAGUAUCGGAAUAUUUUUGUAUUUUGAUAAUAAAGUUACUCUUUUUUAAGAAA